ACUCGAUAUCGGACCGACAAUACUGGCAAAUUUGAACUACACCAGGCAACCAAGAGUAGUUUUGUGAAAAUACAGCUUUCCAAUCACUUGGUUGCAAAAGGAAUGCAAUUAGGAUAAUUUUCAAUUGGUGAAUGUUAGAAUCGGGCGGACUGACGAAGCCGGAAAGAUUGAAGGACAGAAAGUUUGAAAUGAAAUCCUUUCCGUGAAAAAUUCAGAACUUGAAAUCGGUGUGAAUUCGUGCCUAGGCUCUCCUGGAAAAACAUGAGAAAAAACUCAUAGAAAAGUCUGUUUCGUGUGUUCUGGGCUAAUGUUAGUGCAAGAAGGGUUGAAACGUUGUAUAAAGUUGAGAUGUGCAGCAAUUAUGGGCAUUGGAGUCAAUAUAGCGUGUUCCAAGGAAACGUUUGAAAAACGGUGAAAAUCAUAGUCUAAAGAUUUCCACGGUAACUAUCUUUGAUUGAGUGAUUUAUGUGGAUGUACGAACGAUUUGCAAUUGGAAAAACAAAUACUCUAAAUUGCCGUAAUUUUUCGUUCGACUUAUAUAAUCCUACGGAACUUUCCCAGAGAUUUUCAUCUACAAACAAAAACACUCUCCUCUCGAAAGUAUAUGGUAUUGGACUCAGAACUUUUCGAUGGAAAAGUCGCUUGAACCUCCGAAAACUACUAUCGACUAGGUGUUUUGUGUUGAUUUGCGAGAGGUGUGUGUUACGCAAUCAGUGCAUUAAAUUUGAUAUGUGCUACGCGACCAUUUCCCAAGGAAAUUCUAUUGGACACCGACUGCGGGCGAGACGAUCAAAACAAAACUUUCAACGAUACUUUGAAUAUGGCGAAAUGUCUGGUGCAUAGUAGCGCGUUGUCAAUUUUUCCGGGGAACGUCCCCAGAUCUCAGAGCCUCUCAUUGACAUGUCGUAUUUGUUCGCUUGGUUUCAGAAAGGACUCAUCAGUCGCUUGAGUGAUAUUCUUAUACCUUGUCACCACCCGCUCUAUGGAGUCUGAAACGAUUUUGGUGUUGAAAAAUUGAGAAAUUUUGGUUACGACGAGAGCUCAAAGUCAAAAUGUAAUAAUAUAAAAAAAAUAAACAGAACGAAAAGAGGAAUUCAUUCGCAAAGCUGAAGAUGGGAAGAUUGGAAAAAUCGAAAUCCUUUUGAAUCGCGAAAAAAGGCGAGCAGGAAAGGAGAACGAGAAAAACACAAAUAUACACCAGAGAGUUGUAGUAAAAUCGGAAAGCUCGUUGCUAAUGCCUUCAGGGGAAAAUCGCGAAAAAGCUACAUCAAGUUCAGUCAUCAGCUUCUUGUAGUCUGUCGCACACAAACCAAGAAACCAAGAAAAAAGGAUACGUUACGGGUAGAAGCUCUACCACUCCUGCCAUUGCUCCUACUCUCUUUGCGAAAUUUUCACGGUCUCUCUGGGAGUCUCGGAAAUUGUUUUUCAUUUCGGACGGCAAUGAUGUAAAACACUUUGUAGUAAACGUUAAUUUUUGGAAAAUUUGUAAUAUCGCUUAUCAUAACUAAGAACUGUUUUAAGUGUAACAUGUGCGUGGUUUUGAACGGAAAGAAAAAACGGACUAACUAAGAAACGCCGUUCAACUCCAGAUAACAUAGUAGUCGCCGAAGUGUGAGUGAGACAUUUGAAAUCUUACAUAAAGCCUCUUGAAUCCUGAAUCCUGAAAAUGGAAAAAAAGGACUAAUCGCUUUAGUCUAAUGUUGGAUUUAAGUUCGGUGGAGGACAACUAGACAAAUAAAUUGGAAAUAUCGAACCAAAGUUGGGCUGGAUAAGAGAUCAUUUAGUUCCGCCCUAAUCUAGUCGUGAUAUGGUCGUAAGUGUGCGUAUAGGAAAACACAGUGAACAUGCUGCUCCUAGACAAACGUGUUAGUCGAAACUCCACAAACAAAUCUCACCUUUCAUGCCUGCUUCGAACGGAGACAACUGUUCUAAGACUUGACUCCACGAUGGACGAAUAAUACUUGAAACACGUAGAAAAAUCAAACUCUCUCUGAAAACUUAUCUUAAUCACCCGCAAGGUAGUACUAUGGGUCCAAUGUUGUAUCAAAGUAACCAUGACGACGAUAUCGCGCCAUUUAGUGUAGAAAAUGGAUAUUUUGCUAUAAAUUCCUCUAGCUUAGAAGCGACUCCGCGGAAACGGCUCUACGGCUACGGAACAGGCGAAGAUGUAGCGGAUAAGAAGGAGUGUCUUGGCCGUUUGUGGGGCGACCAAAGUCAAGACGCGAGAGAUGAUCGUACGAAUAGCAAUAUCAUAAAAUCUAAAUCUUCCAUAAUAUCACCUAAUACUAUUACUACUACUAUUGCUACUACUACUUCUAUUACAAAUAAUGCUAACAUAAAUCGUGAUAAUGCUGAAAACACAGUUUCGUCUAGUAAUAACCAUAACAACCAUAGUGAAAGUGAUGUAAGCGUUGGCCAUGGCGGUCACGGGGGCCACGGUGGCAGUGUGAGCGUUAAUAAGAAUAGCGUGAAACUGAAUCGAGUGCAACGACAUCUACAGCGGAAGCGUCGACGGGGUCGACUAAGGAAGCUGCUGGGGACCUGUCCAGUCACAAACAAUUCAAUACUCUCAAAUCUAAUGUCGUCAUUUUCUUUAACAUACUCACUGCCGCGUGGCAUCAAAUCAGUACUAUCAUCAUCGUUACCGUUACCGUUAUUGCGAUCGUUAUCCGUUCUUUAUCGUUACGUAGUGAAAUUAUUAUCAUUUACACGUUGUAUGACAUCAUCGCAAUUACUAUGGAUUUUCGGAUUAAUUGUUGCCAUUCAAUUGCUUCCAAUUAAUUUAGUAGACGCCUCCUCAUCGUUAUCAUCUUUAUCGCCGUUACACAGCGACGAACAGUAUGACGCUUUAGAACCUAGCGAUAGUGAGAACACGUCUUACAUGAAUAGCACUGAAGGUGGUAAUGUUACGCACAAAACGCCUCUUUUCCCAAAGGAUCUAUUCACACGCGAGCAAUUGGAACGCGGUGCCGUUAUUCUUCAUAUACUCGGUGUUAUAUACAUGUUUGUCGCAUUAGCAAUUGUAUGCGAUGAGUUUUUCGUGCCUUCAUUGGAUGUGAUCAUCGAAAAACUAGAUAUAACGGACGAUGUGGCGGGUGCGACAUUUAUGGCAGCGGGCGGCAGUGCACCGGAGCUAUUCACAAGCGUGAUCGGUGUUUUCGUAUCCUUCGAUGAUGUCGGUAUCGGUACGAUUGUCGGUUCGGCCGUUUUCAAUAUCCUUUUUGUGAUUGGUAUGUGUGCAUUGUUCUCGAAGACAGUUUUGUCUCUGACAUGGUGGCCAUUGUUUCGUGAUUGCUCAUUUUAUAGUGUUAGUUUAUUGAUUUUAAUCUAUUUUUUUCGUGAUAAUUUGAUUUAUUGGUGGGAGGCAGCGGUGCUAUUCCUCAUUUACAUUGCCUAUGUUGGAUUUAUGAAAUGGAAUCAACAAGUGGAGAGAUGCGUUAAGAAAGUGGUCUAUAAAAAUAAGGUGACUCGUGUUCGAAGCACUGAUCAACUAAUGCCUGCAGUGGAUGAAAACCUGCGAUUGAAUGAACGUCAGGGUAAUGCCGCCAAUUCAUCGGAAACAUCGAUGGCAACACAACCGGGAGGUUCAGUGACGUCACGGGCAGCAUCGGAAAGUAGAUCGGGACCGCCAGGAUCGAGUAGUGGUGCCACAGGUAAUAGCAGUGGUAGUACAGUGACGGGUGCAAAAUUUCGCCAUGGCCUCUUGCAGCUUAUGAUUCACACUAUAGAUCCGCUACAUGAUGAAACCGUUACAGGCAAAGUGGAUGAGAAAGCAACCCAACUGCAUGCAAUUGCAUCGCUCAAGGUACUCCUGGAUGCAACGAAACCGCAACGCGGUGCAGCAACUACCUCGGCCGCGAAUCAUGUGAAAAUCAAUCUCAAGGAGACAACACUAGCCAGUGAUCGUCCAAAUGGAAAUAUCGACACCACAAUUGAUUCGCCAACAUCGGGUCGUCGUUCUAGUUGGAUUGAACAAAGGGUCAAACUGCAAACGAGAAGAUUUAGUACCAAAGUUCCAACGGUAAUUACUGAAUUUGUAAAGGGAAAUGAGCUGGAAGAUGAGCCAGAAGCAUUGAGCAUGUCAUGGCCAGCGACAGGACGAAAGCGUCUCACCUACUUGUUGGUGGCACCAAUUCUUUUUCCGCUUUGGCUAACAUUACCGGAUACGAGAACACCACGCGGAAAACAAUUUUUCCCAGUAACAUUUUUAGGCUCAAUUGUAUGGAUAGCCGCUUACUCUUAUCUUAUGGUCUGGUGGGCGAACGUAGCUGGCGAUACUGCUAAGAUACCACCUGAGGUGAUGGGAUUAACAUUCCUAGCCGCCGGUACAUCUAUUCCGGAUCUUAUCACGUCCGUAAUAGUUGCUCGUAAAGGAUUUGGUGAUAUGGCUGUGUCCAGCUCAGUUGGAAGUAAUAUAUUUGAUGUAACUGUUGGAUUACCAAUACCAUGGCUUUUAUAUGGUAUUAUAUACCAACAACCAGUUGAAGUAAAUUCCGUUGGAAUGGUGUGUUCAAUAACAAUAUUGUUUAUGAUGCUAUUAUUUGUAGUAUUGUCAAUAGCGUGUUUCCGUUGGCGUAUGAAUAAGGGCCUUGGUCUAACUAUGUUUCUAUUAUAUUUCGUUUUCGUUGCCGUAUCAUUAAUGUUUGAAUACAAAAUGAUAACAUGUCCUGUGUAAAGAAAGCAUAACAUGAACUAGUUUAAAACAAAAUAAAUAAAACAACAUAUAAAUUGUAACAUAAAUAAAAGCAAACAAAAAAAAAAUGAAACAAAUUUACCAAUAGUGAAAAAGAUAAAAGAAUAUAUUAAAUUUAAAUAUUAGUUUGCAGUUUAUUAUUUUCCUUGUUCAACCGUUCGUUUGUGCAUUCAAACUAAGUAAUCUAGUUAUGUAAAAUGAAUUUCAGAGUCUAGACAAACUAUAAUUAUUCUGAUUAUUUGGAGAACGACAUAUAUACCGAAAAUAGAAUACUAUAUCUGAAUAUCUUUCAAGAAAUCUAAACUAUCAAGUGAAAAUCUUUUUAAGAAGUUUAAAAUGAACCGAAAAUUUUCAACUAGUGUAUAUGAGAGUUAUGUAGAUACAAAAUAGGAAUGAAAAACUAUAUUUAAACUAGUUAAUCUUUAAAGAAGGAAACUAAGACAUUGUUUUCUUUUCGAAAAUCACUUGUUGCUCUCGAAUUCGUUUGAAUAUCAUGCAGUCCAUUAUUUAUACUCCAGCCUUGAUCUUCAACUUCGGCUUUCCAAUAUCUACCACAAUUGUCUUGGUUCAAUAAAAUAAUCUUUUAGUUUGUUCAAUCUUCACUCGAAAUUUAGCUAAUACUCACUAUUUUAUGAAGAAAGUACUAAAACACAAAAAGUAUUUUAAUUCGAAAGGAAACCCAAAAGGAAAUUCAUAUCUUUACCUCUUUCUCUACUCUUAGAAGUUGGAAUAGAAACAAACAAAAAUAUCAAAGUGCUGUCUAUCUUUUUCUCUCUAUCUCAUCAUAAUCUUCCUUAUUAUUAACUUACCUAAUGUAAAUUUAUAUUUAGAGUGAAUACCGAAACUAACAAGAAGCUAAUCAAUCUGUAAUUAAAUUCUUGAAGCAAGACACAAUUAAAAAGAUAUUUCAUAAACUCUUCUAUUUAUCUGACUUCUAUAUUUAAACAAAAAAAAGAUAUAAUCAUAACGAAAAAAAAAAUCAUAUUAAUAAUAACUGCGACAAAGAGAAUUAUAUAAAAUGAAAAUCGUUAAAAUUCACAUGUUGAGACAAAAAAUUUGAAGUAAUGUUAAAGAAUAUUCAAUUGUUAUGGAUUUUUUCAAAGAAAAAAAAAUUUGAAUUAGCCACGUUUCAUCUUCAUUAGACAAAUCCUGAAAUUCUAUUAAAUUUUCUCCUAUUUCAUGAAGCGACACGUAGACUUAUAUUAACUCUAAUUGUAUCUUAACGAAAUAAGCGACAUUUUUGGAAAUCGGAGCAGAACUGAUUUACGCUGCCAUUCGGAUCCUAUUGGUAAUUUUUUAAACUCAAAUUUCGGUUGUCAUUUUUAGAAAAUGCAUUAUGCUUCAUAUGUACAGUAAUCAUUAAAGGUAUGUGCAUUUAUGGAGGGUCUGACUGAUACUUAUUUACCUGUCCGUCUUAUAACUGAAGGUGAUUUCUAGUAAACAUUUUCAGUUAAAUAUCUUUUUGGUCUGGUUUUCCAAUUAACGACCUAAGAAAAUUUGGAGACACUCAACAUUACCAGUAUGUGAAAUGGUCUGCAUGUCCUUAUUCAUAGCUACCUACUUUCAUUCUUAAAUACGUCCGAGCUGCAGUCGCCUUCCUUCAGAUCCUUUGUCAACCAUGCCUUCCAACUUCAUAGUUAUUGACAGCUUACUUCGUGAAACACCUGUUAACGUUAUGUACUGCCACCAUGCCCCCCAUGGGACCUCUUUUCCAAAGUGCAGCGGUAUCUUUAAGACUUUGCUAGCUUAUAUACUUGUACGGGUAGCCCCCAGUCUCAUCUGGGUUUUACUCCGUACGUUGCGGCUACUCUUAGACCAAAUAGAACGAGGAAUAAAGUAUAUUUUUAAAUUUUUGUCCUAUAUUCUUGUUUUAGCAAGGCUCUGAUUGCCAAACCUAUUUCGUGUAGGGUCUCGGGAUCCAGCCGCGUC
Hermetia illucens (black soldier fly) is the source of this 6622-nucleotide messenger RNA. RefSeq names its product sodium/potassium/calcium exchanger Nckx30C. NCBI's taxonomy places the organism in Eukaryota, Metazoa, Arthropoda, Insecta, Diptera, Stratiomyidae. Gene Ontology annotation, molecular function: calcium channel activity; calcium, potassium:sodium antiporter activity. Gene Ontology annotation, cellular component: membrane. The record is from RefSeq and is a predicted model, not a curated record. The transcript has 9 exons. Bases 2027 to 4675 code for a protein of 882 amino acids. Gene Ontology annotation, biological process: calcium ion transmembrane transport; intracellular calcium ion homeostasis.